Messenger RNA from Sphaeroforma arctica JP610, 397 nucleotides. RefSeq lists its product as hypothetical. The transcript has 3 exons. The record is from RefSeq and is a predicted model, not a curated record. The annotation marks the transcript as partial. NCBI's taxonomy places the organism in Eukaryota, Ichthyosporea, Ichthyophonida.
AUGGAUCUACUCAUAUCAAGUGGUCUAGCUACCUACUAUCACAUAGAUCAACUCAUAUCAAGUGGUCUAGCUACCUACCAUCAGAUGGAUCUACUCAUAUCAAGUGGUCUAGGCGUGUGCAUGCGUGCGUCUGAGUGUCUGUCCAUAUGCAUAGGCAUGAUGGAUGAGACCGAUAACUCGGGUCGGCUGGUGAAGCGCAGUGAUACCAAAUUAGGCAAAGCCCACGUCACUCUACAGCUGUCCGAUCUAGACCAUACCAUUGAGAAGUACUACAAGCUCGAGCACAGGAAAGGUAGAGUCUUCGACUUUGAGCUAGAGCGGUGUUCGAGAGCGCACAAGAAGUUCUGUAUCAGGAAUAUCUACUGGCGCCUGCUGGACGAAUUCCGGGUGAGAUAUG